AUGGAAGGGAUCCACCGAUAUCUAGAGGAGCACAGGUCUAGGAUCAGGCUGGUGUUGGGCCUUGUCUUGGCUGCAGGUAAAAAAAUAAAAUAAAGGCCUCUGACCAGUCUGACAUGUUAUGAGCUGUUUAUAGAGUACAGUUAUUAGUGGAUACUGCAUUUCAUGUUCGAUGGUUAAAUUUCCAGUAAUUACAUGGGGGUGAAUUUCUAUCAUUUAAAUGUGGAGUCUGGAUAUGUUUCCUGCAACAGUCAUCCAUCAAUAAAUGUGACUCAACACAUCUAUGUAUGCUUGUAGUCCAAAAUUCAAUAUACCGUUUUUUACAGUUUAUAAUAGUUCAAAUUCAGAGCUUCAAAAUGGUAUAUCAUACACUGCAAUUUGAGGAUGCUGCUUUGAAAGUUUAUAAAUGUGUAAACCCACUUAGGAGACAAAGCCCCUUCAAAGAAAGAAAACUUUCACCAAUUUGCCAAAAAAGCAUUCUCUGAACAUUAUCUCACCAAGUUUCCCCAUUAGAGGAAUCAUUAACAGUACGAACUUGCCUAUUGUUGUAUAAGAUAGUACUUUAUUAUUCCCCCAAAGGGGAAAUUUGAUUGCACCAGCCAAUACAUACAGUGGGGAAAAAAGGAUUUAGUCAGCCACCAAUUGUGCAAGUUCUCCCACUUAAAAAGAUGAGAGAGGCCUGUAAUUUUCAUCAUAGGUACACGUAAACUAUGACAGACAAAAUGAGGAAAAAAAAUCCAGAAAAUCACAUUGUAAGAUUUUUUAUGAAUUUAUUUGCAAAUUAUGGUGGAAAAUAAGUAUUUGGUCAAUAACAAAAGUUUCUCAAUACUUUGUUAUAUACCCUUUGUUGGCAAUGACACAGGUCAAACGUUUUCUGUAAGUCUUCACAAGGUUUUCACACACUGUUGCUGGUAUUUUGGCCCAUUCCUCCAUGCAGAUCUCCUCUAGAGCAGUGAUGUUUUGGGGCUGUCGCUGGGCAACACGGACUUUCAACUCCCUCCAAAGAUUUUCUAUGGGGUUGAGAUCUGGAGACUGGCUAGGCCACUCCAGGACCUUGAAAUGCUUCUUACGAGCCACUCCUUCGAUGCCCGGGCGGUGUGUUUGGGAUCAUUGUCAUGCUGAAAGACCCAGCCACGUUUCAUCUUCAAUGGCCUUGCUGAUGGAAGGAGGUUUUCACUCAAAAUCUCACGAUACAUGGCCCCAUUCAUUCUUUCCUUUACACGGAUCAGUCAUCCUGGUCCCUUUGCAGAAAAACAGCCCCAAAGCAUGAUGUUUCCACCCCCAUGCUUCACAGUAGGUAUGGUGUUCUUUGGAUGCAACUCAGCAUUCUUUGUCCUCCAAACACGACGAGUUGAGUUUUUACCAAAAAGUUAUAUUUUGGUUUCAUCUGACCAUAUGACAUUCUCCCAAUCCUCUUCUGGAUCAUCCAAAUGCACUCUAGCAAACUUCAGACGGGCCUGGACAUGUACUGGCUUAAGCAGGGGGACACGUCUGGCACUGCAGGAUUUGAGUCCCUGGCGGCAUAGUGUGUUACUGAUGGUAGGCUUUGUUACUUUGGUCCCAGCUCUCUGCAGGUCAUUCACUAGGUCCCCCCGUGUGGUUCUGGGAUUUUUGCUCACCAUUCUUGUGAUCAUUUUGACCCCCCGGGGUGAGAUCUUGCGUGGAGCCCCAGAUCGAGGGAGAUUAUCAGUGGUCUUGUAUGUCUUCCAUUUCCUAAUAAUUGCUCCCACAGUUGAUUUCUUCAAACCAAGCUGCUUACCUAUUGCAGAUUCAGUCUUCCCAGCCUGGUGCAGGUCUACAAUUUUGUUUCUGGUGUCCUUUGACAGCUCUUUGGUCUUGGCCAUGGUGGAGUUUGGAGUGUGACUGUUUGAGGUUGUGGACAGGUGUCUUUUAUACUGAUAACAAGUUCAAACAGGUGCCAUUAAUACAGGUAACGAGUGGAGGACAGAGGAGCCUCUUAAAGAAGAAGUUACAGGUCUGUGAGAGCCAGAAAUCUUUCUUGUUUGUAGGUGACCAAAUACUUAUUUUCCACCAUAAUUUCCAUAUAAAUUCAUUAAAAAUCCUACAAUUAUUAGGUUGGGUGGUGGACUCAGGUGCAGAGACGGACACACGGACAAAGAGAGUAAAAUUAGGAUGUAGUUUAUUCAACGUGUAUUGGCAGAGAGAAGUAGUCAGGGUGGAGAGCCAGUAGUCCUGAGAGCGGGAUAACGAGGAUAUCAGGCAACAGAGGAGCAGGUAGCGGCGUGGGAAUGGCAGGCAGGCAAGCAGGCAGGCAGGCAGCAGGAACAGACGAGAUCUGGUCGAAGGAGAGACAGGUUACAAAACGUGGCAGGAACAACAAUAAUACUGAGAGAGUACAACUACACUGAGAGUGCUGUACGGGCCAAGUUACCACUGGAAGUGUAGGAACGAACUGGCGCUGGAGAGGUGUCCAGCCCGGGUAGAUAUCUGCUGCUUGAUUGGUGCCAAUGAGCUGCAGCUUGAUGUAACUGCUCUGGUGAUAGAAUGGCCACGCCCGCUGACCUAGAACCUCUGACUGCACAGCAGGGGGAGACAGACACAAACAACACACACAGGGGAGAAAAGGGAAAGGAACACCAACAGGAACAGGACCAACAGAGCCGGACCGUAACAGUACCCCCCCCUCAACGGGCGCCACCCGGCGACCCACCCGGCUUGUCAGGGUGGUCCCUAUGGAAGUCAUUCACUAGCUGAGGAUCCAGGAUAAAACGUCUGGGAAUCCAGGACCUCUCCUCGGGACCGUCUCUCUCCCAGUCCACCAGGUACUGAAACCCCCUACCACGCCUCCGGACGUCCAGCAGUCUCCGAACCGUGUAGGCUGGAUGGUCGUCAAUAAUGCGCGGUAGCGGAGGAGGAUCCGCCGGCGGACACAAAGGACUGGAGGAGACCAUCUUCAGCUGGGACACGUGAAAUGUAGGAUGGACUCUCAUGGCCUGGGGAAGCUUCAACCGAACAGCCGAAGGGUUGAUGAUGGAUUCGACCUCAAAAGGACCCAAAUAUCGGGGCGACAGCUUACGGGAGUCAGUGCGCAGGGGAAUGUUGCUGGAGGAGAGCCAGACACGCUGACCAGGCUGGAACUGUGGAGCGACUACCCUGUGCCUGUCCGCCACCCUCUUAUUCCUCUCUUCUGUCCGUAGAAGGGCCUCACGGGUGUCCACCCACACCUUGCGGCAGCGACGAAGGUUAUCCUGAACUGACGGAACGGCUAACUCCCUUUCCUGAGACGGGAACAAUGGCGGUUGGUACCCCAAAGCCGCCUCAAAUGGUGAGAGGCCCGUGGCAGAUGAGGUGAGGGAAUUGUGGGCAUAUUCGACCCACGGGAGAUGUUUGGCCCAGGUGGACGGGUUCUGGGAUGUCACACAGCGUAGAGCAGCCUCCAGGUCCUGGUUAGUCCUCUCAGUCUGGCCAUUGGACUGGGGAUGGAAACCUGAUGAGAGACUGACAGAGGCACCCAGAGCCGAACAAAACUCCUUCCAUACCCGAGAAAUAAACUGUGGACCUCUAUCGGACACUAUGUCCACAGGUAUUCCAUGGGGACGGAAUACAUGUAGGACAAAGAGGUCGGCUGUCUCACUGGCAGAUGGUAAUUUUGGUAAUGCAACAAAAUGGGCAGAUUUAGAGAAUCUGUCCACGAUGGUGAGUAUAGUGUCAUUACCCUCAGACAUAGGAAGUCCAGUGACGAAGUCCAAGCCCACGUGAGACCAAGGGCGACUCGGGACAGGGAGAGGCCGCAGCAGGCCCGAAGGAGCCCUGUGGGAAGCCUUAUUUUGGGCACAGAUGGAACAGGCCGCCACGUACUCCCGGACGUCAGCCUCGGCGGAUGGCCACCAAAAGUGCCUCUUGAGUAGCGAUAGUGUACGUUUCAUACCAGGGUGGCAGGAGAAGCGUGAGGUGUGGAUCCAGUUGAGCACUUGCGGCCGCACGGCUGCGGGAACAUAGAGAAGGUCGGGAGGCCCAUCGGCCGGUCCAGGUUCCAACUCUUGUGCCGAUCGGACGAGGGACUCGAUUUCCCAAUGAACAGCCGCCACCAAACAGGAAGCGGGCAGAACAGAUUCAGGAUUGCUGGAGUCUUCAGUGUCUGUAAACUGGCGAGAGAGAGAAUCAGGCUUGACAUUACGUGUGCCAGGACGAUAUGUUAAGAUAAACUUGAACCUGCUGAAGAACAGAGCCCAUCUGGCCUGACGGGAGUUCAGCCUCUUGGACGACUGGAUGUAAGCCAGGUUCUUGUGGUCCGUCCAGACUAUGAAGGGUUGCUCUGCUCCGUCUAGCCAGUGCCUCCAUUCCUCCAACGCCAACUUGACAGCAAGCAACUCCCGGUUACCCACGUCGUAGUUCUUCUCAGCAGGGGUCAAUCUCUUGGAGAAAAAAGCCACCGGAUGGAGCUUCUGGUCCGUGGGGGAACGUUGUGACAGGACAGCCCCCACCCCCGAAUCCGAGGCGUCCACUUCCACAACAAACUGCAAACUAGUGUCUGGAUGAAUAAGAACAGGUGAGGUGGUGAACAGUUUCUUCAAUGUACUCACGGCUGACUCGGCCUCAGGCGUCCACAGGAAUGGCACCUUAGGGGAGGUGAGCUUGGUCAGGGGGGCAACCACUCGGCUGAAACCCCUGAUGAAGCGGCGGUAGAAGUUGGCGAAACCCAGGAAGCGUUGUAGCUGCUUCCGAGACGUGGGUGUGGGCCACUCCACAACCGCUCUGAUCUUCUCAGGGUCUGGUGACACUUGUCCCCGCUCGAUGAUAAAGCCCAAAAAGGGGACGGACUGCCGGUGGAACUCACAUUUUUCUGCCUUCACAUACAGUUUGUUUUCCAUGAGGCGUUGGAGAACCAGACGGACGUGGGAGACGUGUUCAUCCUGUGACUUAGAGAAUAUCAGAAUGUCAUCCAAAUAGACAAACACAAAACGGUGUAGAAAAUCCCUCAACACAUCGUUCACCAUGGCCUGAAACACUGCUGGGGCGUUAGUGAGACCGAAUGGCAUGACUAGGUAUUCAAAGUGUCCGAGAGGGGUAUUAAACCCAGUCUUCCAUUCGUCUCCCUGCCUGAUCCUAACGAGGUGGUAAGCGUUCCGUAGGUCGAGUUUGGUAAACACAGUGGCACCAUGAAGGGAGUCAAAUGCUGAGUUGAUGAGAGGCAGGGGGUAUGUAUUUCGGACUGUGAUGUUAUUAAGUCCUCUGUAGUCAAUGCAGGGCCGUAAAGUUUUGUCCUUCUUCUCAACAAAAAAGAACCCAGCACCAACAGCGGACGAUGAGGGACGAAUGAUGCCAGAGGGUAGGGAGUCGCCUAUGUAGGUUUCCAUAGCUUCUCUCUCAGGACGGGACAGAUUGAAAAGCCGACUGGACGGCAAAGGCGCUCCAGGCAGUAACUCAAUAGCGCAAUCGUAUGGCCUAUGAGGUGGUAAUGAAAGUGCCUUGGACUUGCUGAAUACCUCGGCCAGGUCCCGGUACUCCUCCGGGACUGAAGAGAGGUCUGGGGUUUUGACAGGGGAAGCAGGGGAGCCGACCGAGGGCGGAAUAGCCGACCCAAGGCAAACAGAAUGGCAGUGAGUGCUCCAACUGUGUAUCUUGUGGUUUUGCCAAUCAAUAUGGGGGUUGUGAAGGCUAAGCCAGGGAAAACCGAGGAUAAGGGGGGAGGCCGAGGAGGAGACUACUUUGAACUGGAUGGUUUCUUUGUGAUUGCCGGACAGCAUGAGAGAAACGGGGACAGUUUGGUGGGUGAUGUUGGCAAACUGAUGGCCGUCAAUAGCGGUUACUGUUAUAGGCUUAGGCAGGGGCUUAACAGGGAUCUCAGCCUGAGUAACCAGGCUAGCGUCAAUAAAACUAUCCUCAGCACCAGAGUCGAUGAGAGCAGUUAGUGGGAGAGAUAGAUUCCUGAACUGGACUGUAACUGGGAUCACUAGACGGGGUGCUGUGGGCAUUGAGUCUGGUAUAACACUCGCAAGUACGCCCACUUUUACCUGCGAGCUUGGUCUUUUUGGGCGAAUCGGACAGUUAACCAGGAAAUGAGUGCGGUCCCCACAGUACAUGCACUCACCAGCCCGUAUGCGCCGUUCCUUUUCGACAUGGGACAGACGAGCACGGCCCAGCUGCAUGGGCUCGUCUAGUUCCGUGGAGGGAUCCGCUGAGGUGUGUGGUCGGUGUCCGAGUGGUGGUGUAGCUCGGACUGCAGAAAGCGAGGGAGCCCCGUUAGAGGUGUGGACCCGACCGCCCCUCUCCUGUCUCCUCUCCCGUAGCCUGUUGUCUAUUCGUGUAGCAAGGGAAACGAGAACAUGAAGGUUAGCAGGCUCAUCACGAACAGCUAGUUCAUUCUUAAUUGUGUCACUUAGACCGUUAACAAACGCUCCCUGAAGAGCUUCGUCGUUCCACUUGGAAUCGGCUGCCAAGGUCCAAAAAUCAAUGGCGUAUUCAGCCACGCUACCCGUGCCCUGUCGUAGCUUCAAUAGUCUCUUUGUGGCGGUUCCGGCAUAGUCCGGGUGAUCAAACACCACUUUCAAUUGAGAGGAAAAAUCGUCAAACGACAGGCUGGUAAUCUGCUGAGUAGAACAAGCCGCUUCUGCCCACAUCAAAGCUUUGCCCCUCAUUAACCCCAGUGCGUAAUGUACCUUUGAGGAUUCCGUGGCGAAAGACAGGGGCUUCUGUUGGAACACCAAGCGGCACUGAAGCAGGAACCCACGGCAUUUGUUCAAAUCCCCGGUGAAAGGUUCGGGUGCAGUUGUAGGGGGUUCCCGAAGGACAGGAGCGGAAGCCGAGCCUGGAGCCACUGUAGGAGGAACAGGCGGAGGAGAAGCAGAGGGAGAAAGGGUAGUGAGUGUUACCAGGUUAGUUACCUGAGAGGUGAGAUGAGAUACUUGAUCCAACAACUGCUGGUUGUUAUCCAAUAGAGUCCGGAUGAGUUGGUCGUGUUGUCCCAAUAGUACUCCUUGUGAAUGGAGGGCGUGUUGUACGCCAUCACCCGUUGUUUCAUGUGGCAUCUCUGCUGAGUCCAUGUUUGGCCAGUUCGUUCUAUUAGGUUGGGUGGUGGACUCAGGUGCAGAGACGGACACACGGACAAAGAGAGUAAAAUUAGGAUGUAGUUUAUUCAACGUGUAUUGGCAGAGAGAAGUAGUCAGGGUGGAGAGCCAGUAGUCCUGAGAGCGGGAUAACGAGGAUAUCAGGCAACAGAGGAGCAGGUAGCGGCGUGGGAAUGGCAGGCAGGCAAGCAGGCAGGCAGGCAGCAGGAACAGACGAGAUCUGGUCGAAGGAGAGACAGGUUACAAAACGUGGCAGGAACAACAAUAAUACUGAGAGAGUACAACUACACUGAGAGUGCUGUACGGGCCAAGUUACCACUGGAAGUGUAGGAACGAACUGGCGCUGGAGAGGUGUCCAGCCCGGGUAGAUAUCUGCUGCUUGAUUGGUGCCAAUGAGCUGCAGCUUGAUGUAACUGCUCUGGUGAUAGAAUGGCCACGCCCGCUGACCUAGAACCUCUGACUGCACAGCAGGGGGAGACAGACACAAACAACACACACAGGGGAGAAAAGGGAAAGGAACACCAACAGGAACAGGACCAACAGAGCCGGACCGUAACAACAAUGUGAUUUUCUGGAGAAAAAAAUCUCAAUUUGUCUGUCAUAGUUGACGUGUACCUAUGAUGAAAAUUACAGGCCUCGCUCAUCUUUUUAAGUGGGAGAACUUGCACAAUUGGUGGCUGACUAAAUACUUUUUUCCCCCACUGUAUAACACCAAUAAAUACACAAUAAAAACACAACAAAGGACACACAGACACUAAAAGAAGCACAUCGUCAAUUAAUAAUUUUUUUUUAAGGCAGAGGCUGUGGAUCCGUAGGCAACUGCCCACCCCGUCGCGACCUCUUGGACCUUUCUUCCCCGGAGCUAAAGAUCGGAAUCACUUUCACAUUUAUUUUUACGUACAGUGCCUUCAGAAAGUAUUCACACCACUCAACUUUUUCCACACUUUCUUGUGUUACAGCCUAAAUUUAAAAUGAAUUAAAAAACGAAAAGCUGAAAUGUCUUGAGUCAAUAAGUAUUCAACCCCUUUGUUAUAGCAAGCCAAAAUAGGUUCAAGAGUAAAAAUGUGCUUAACAAGUCACAUAAUAAGUUGCAUGGACUCACUCUGUGUGCUCGUGUCCUUAAGAGUCUAUUGAUGCAUCAGUGCGUCUAUAUAAGUAACAUAGUAAUCAAAUGUAACAAAUCCCCAUCAAAAUCCGUUAGUUUAAGCUAGAAAUAUCAGUUUUUUGCAUUAGCUUCAUAGGUAUCCGCCUAUGUUUGUGGUCCUCUGUAGCUCAGCUGGUAGAGCACGGCGCUUGUAACGCCAAGGUAGUGGGUUCGACCCCGGGACCACCCAUACACAAAAAAAAAUGUAUGCACGCAUGACUGUAAGUCGCUUUGGCUAAAAGCGUCUGCUAAAUGGCAUAUUAUUAUAUUAUAUUAUUAUAUUAUUAUAUGUUGGCCUUCUGCAUCUGCAGUGGAAGGUGGCCGAGCUACAGCUGUUUGUCAGACCAAGAGACAUCCCGAAAAUCGGUCUUCUCAAGAAAACAUCUGUAGCGUUCGAACAGUUUGACCACUCUAUGGAAAGAUGAGACUCUCACGAACACGAUGGUGUUCUCCGUUUUAGUCUAUGACCCCCCCACAAGACCCAUGGGACUCAUCUGAAGUUAGCACCGCUGAUAUGCCAACUUCUGUCUGUAGCGUUCGAACCGUUUGGGCUACAAACUAAUAUUACCCGACUAUGGAAAGGGUGUUCUCUGUUUUGCUCUAUGACUCCCACAAGUGUCAUGGUCCUUGUCUGAAGGUAACCGGUUUUAAAAAAUGAUUGGAAGUAUGGAGGUCGUUUUGUGCCAACAAAAAAAGGGAUUAAAUAUGUGUCUAAAAAACUAUGUGUUUUCAAUGUGUUUCUAUGGGCUAAAGUAAUAAAGGCCAAAUUCAAUAUUCUAUUAAAAAUAUAUAUAUAUUAAAACAUAUUUAUACAAACAGGGGUCCUAAAAUUCUAAAUCAAACAGCUAAAUGAUCCAUGGUAUGACCAUCUUAAAACAAUUCCAUAGAGGCUUAGACUUUUAGAGGUUUUUAAUAUGAUUUUUGAAUGACUACCUUAUCUCCUUACCCCACACAUGCAAUUAACUGUAAGGUCUCUCAGUCGAGAAGUGAAUUUCAAACACAGAUUCAACCACUACAAAAUGUAUUUAUUUUUGCCAUGUCUGUUUUCCAAUGCCUCACAAAGAAGGGCGCCUAUUGGUAGAUGGGUAAAAGUAAAAUAAAAAUGAUCCCUUAAAGCAGGGGUGCCCAGACUUUAGUUACAUAGGAUCUACUUUUUCCACCCUCUUCAUAACACGGUCUACCUACCACCCCCCUCAUUAUUUUUCAACAGACUCGAUGGUAACGCUGUGAAUUGCCAAAUAUAUAUAUUUUUUGUGCAUACAUUUUGAAAACUUUUAUGCAGUCUACUAGAAAGAAGUUUGCGAUCGACAGGUCGACCGCGAUCAACGUCCUGGGCACCAAUGCCUUAGAGCAUCGUGAAGUUAUUAAUUACACUUUGGAUGGUGUAUCAAUACACCCAGUCACUACAAAGAUACAGGCGUCAUUCCUAGCUCAGUUGCCGGAGAGGAAGGAAACCGCUCAGGGAUUUCACCAUGAGGCCAAUGGUGACUUUAAAACAGUUCCAGAGUUUAAUGGCUCUGAUAGGAGAAAACGGAGGAUGGAUCAACAGCAUUAUAGUUACUCUACAAUACUAACCUAAUUGACUGAGAGAAAAUAAGGUAGCCUGUACAGAAUAAAAAAUAUUCGAAAACAUGCAUCCUGUUGCAAUAAGGCAAUAAAGUGAUACUGCAAAAAAAUGUAGCAAAGCAAUUAAGUUUUAUUCCUGAAUACAAAGUGUUAUGUCCAAUACAAAUCCAAUACAACACAUUACUGAGUACCACUCUCCAUAUUUUCAAGCAUAGUGGUGGCUGCAUCAUGUUAUGGGUAUGCUUGUAAUUGUUAAUUGUUAAUGACUGGGGAGUUUUUCAAGAUAAAAAAGAAAUGGAAAGGAGUUAAGUACAAGCUAACCCCUGAGGAGUAUAUUUUUUUAUAAUAAUGUAUACUUUUUUUAGUUUUUGCUCAAUCUGAUUGGGUGUGCCUGGCUGGGCCUGGCUGCCCAGUGGGUGGGCCUGUGUCCACCUAGGCCUACGCCCCUGUAUUACAGUGUAUUGCAUUGGGAGCUAUAGAGGGGGCAAAGCGAAAAGCCAGCAGCAGGCCGUGCGACACAGUCCCCCUAAAAACCAAACCAUAUUUGGUUAGUAGAGACCCUACUGAAUAUUUCCCACCCACUUUAGCUGAGACAGGUAGAACAAUUCACAUUUUAGCAGGACAAUAACCUAAAAUACAAGGCCAAAUCUACACUGGAGUUGCUUACCAAGAAGACAGUGAAUGCUCCUGAGUGGCCGAGUUUCAGUUUUGACUUAAAUCUACUUGAAAAUCUAUGGCAAGUCCUCAAAAUGGUUGUCUAGCAAUUGUCAACAACCAAUUUGAGAGGGCUUGAAGAAUUCUGAAAAGAAUAAUGGGCAAAUGUUGCACAAUCCAGGUGUGGAAAGCUCUUAGAAACUUACCCAGAAAGACUCACAGCUGUAAUCGCUGUCAAAGGGGCUUUUACAAAGUAUUGACUCAGGGGUGUGAAUUCUUAUGUAAAUUCAAUAUCUGUAUUUCAUUUUCAAUACAUUUGCAAACAUUUCUAAAAACAUGUUUUCACUUUGUCAUUAUGGGGAAUUGUGUGUAAAUGGAUAAGAAAAAAAUAUAUUUAAUUGAUGUUGAAUUCAGGCUGUAACACAACAAAAUGUGGAAUAGGUAAAGGGGUAUGAAUAGUUUCUGAAACCACCCUCCCCAUCCAUUCACGUUUCUUAAGUAUCUGCUGCUCAACCUCCCCCUUCAAGUUUCUCUCUUUACUCACCCUCUUCUGGAAACUCAACCAAUUUGAUUGACAUGAUGAAGUAGCAUACUGCAUCAUAUUUCUGAAUAGCAGAAUUAAAUAUCCUGCUACAUUUAGGAUGUAGGCUAAAAUCUUCUCUGUCUGUUGUAACUAAGGAUAUUGGAGUAGCACAAGCAGGGCAUAGUCUACACGUUGAAUGGGGAAAAACAAUCAGCGUUCUAAACACUACAUUUGUGAUGAGGUCAUCUUUAUAGUUAUGCUGCCAUAUCGUAGCCUGAGUUGCUGAAAAAGAACACUACUACUUUGACUGCUUUUCACCCCCUGCUUUGCCAAUGUUUGCAACGAUGGUGAAGAAAGAACAUUAAAUCGCUGUUUAGACUGCCUGUCUGUGUCUUGCAUGUGUUUGAAAUGCUGUCUAAAUAGCUUGCCUCAAUAGCUGUAUGUAGCCUACUCCCUCCUGAAAAAAGAACAUGAAUCGUUACUUAGACUGCCUGUUUGUGUCAUUCUUACAGUACCAGUCAAACGUUUGCACACCUACUCAUUCAAGGGUUUUUCUUUAUUUUUACUAUUUUCUACAUUGUAGAAUAAUAGUGAAGACAUCAAAACUAUGAAAUAACACAUAUUGAAUCAUGUAGUAACCAAAAAAGUGUUUAACAAAUCAAAAUUUAUUUUAUAUUUGAGAUUCUUCAAAGUAGCAACCCUUUGCCUUGAUGACAGCUUUGCACACUCUUGGCAUUCUCUCAACCAGCUUCAUGAGAUAGUCACCUGGAAUGCAUUUCAAUUAACAGGUGUGCCUUGUUAAAAGUUAAUUUGUGGAAUUUUAUUCCUUCUUAAGGCGUUUGAGCCAAUCAGUUGUGUUGUGACAAGGUAGGGGUGGUAUACAGAAGAUAGCCCUAUUUGGUAAAAGACCAAGUCCAUAUUAUGGCAAGAACAGCUCAAAUAAGCAAAGGGAAACGACAGUCCAUCAUUACUUUAAGACAUGAAGGUCAGUCAAUCCGGAACAUUUCAAGAACUUUGAAAGUUUGCAAUAGCCUACUGUUACAAAAAACAAAGAAGUUCGUUGUUCAACAUGUCGAUCAUGUCUAUUGUUCAACAUGUCAAAGUUUGUAGACUACACCAGGCAAUGACCCCCCCCCCCCCCCCCCCCCCCCCCCCCCCCCCCCCCAGCAGAUCACACUGUAGAACAGGACACUAGCCACAACAUUAUUAAAACACAUUUGGAGUAUUUGGGGGCAGACAUCAAAGGAUCUGAGCUUCCUUAAAAAUAAUAGCCUUUUCUGAGCCUUUUUAAAAACCAUGGAGGUAUUCUCUCUCCACUGCAACUUGUCAUCUAUCACCAUCCCCAGGUGAUCCCAUUGAUGACCACAGGUGAUGUGUUUUCCUUCUUCCUCCUGAAGUCUAUCACCAGCUUUUUAGUUUUAGACACAUUCAGCACCAGGUGGUUUUAGCUCACCAUGACACAAAUGAGGAUAUUUCCUCCCUGCAUAGGGAGUCAUCAUCCUUCCGUGAUGCAGCCUACAAUUGGUGCAUUGCAAUGAACAGACAGAACAUAACACGCACCUGCAGGUUACCGCUGAAUUCCUUAACAUGCUACUAACCGGAGCUCCGAGCUAAAAUAACUGCUGGUUACAACAAAAAGAACAGCGGAAUAAACUAAUCAGAACAGCUGAUCUGACAUUGUUACGGUGUCAAGCCAGCUUGGUAGGCUACUAGACUGUGGAAAAGGUCAUUGUCUGCGUUCACUAGGCCUACUCGCGCCCAAAUGAGGUAACAUCCUAUCAGGAACAACGAAAUUGAAAUAGGACAAAUAUAAAUGAAGGAAUAGCACAUAUUACAACUGAAAUAAAAGGAUUUGACUGGAAAUGUUGCCUGUGUAAAUUACGAUGAUUUAGUUAACACGUUAAAUGCCAGCCAAAUUAUACCUAUCGAGGCUACACUUCUGCGAAAAUAAAGUUAUUGAAGACCAACUUUUAAUUAAUUACCACUUUGUAAAUCAAAUGUUAGCUGACAUGGGCUAAUUGAGUGACUGUCCGUGACUGACAUAACAAGGGUGGCAGGUAGCCUAGUGGUUAAGAGCGUUGGGUCAGUACCUGAAAAGUUGCCCGGGUCGAAUCCCUGAGCCAACUAGGUCAAAAUCUGUUGAUGUGCCCUUGAGCAAGGCACUUAACCCUAAUUGCGCCUUUAAAUUGCUCUGGAUAAGAGUGUCUGCUAAAAGGUCAAGGAAAACUCCUGAUGCACUACCAAAUUUUGAAAUGACAUGUUGUGUAUUCCACUAUACUUACAGUAUGUUAAUACCCCGACUGAUAAAAAGUAGUACGCAGUAGGAAAUAGGGUGCAAUUUCGCCUGUAUGUGUUUCAGGUUAUGUUGCCGUGGUGAUUGCGGCAUGCGUGCUGAACUUGCAGCGUGCUCUGGCCCUGUUGGUGCUGACCCUGCUGGCUGUCUUCUUUCUUCUGUGGGACUGGCUGAUGGGCCGCUAUGGGCAGCGCCUCUGGGACACCCUGCAACCCGCCAGGAACACCCUCAACACACACUGGCUCUGGGUCAAAUGGUGGGAGAACUGCAUUUUCUCUCCUUCUCACUCUCUCUCUUUUCUGUAUAAUAUCACAUUUGUCCUGUAUGUGUAGUCCUUUUGGUGAUUCUUGUUGUUGUUCCUCUGCUCUCUACCUCUGGUCGGUCUGUCUGUCUGUCUGUGCAGGGUGGUGUUUGUGCUGCUGCUGGUGGCAGUGGUGUGCUGGCUGGUAUUUGACACGGCCAAACAGGGAACACGGCAGCUAGUCUCUUUCUCCGGACUCGUCUGCUUCGUAAUGCUCAUGCUGGUGUUCUCCAGGAAUCCAUUCAGGGUAUGGCAAACCAACAAACACACACCCUAAUGCAUCGACUCCGUAUCGUUCCAAAGACCAUUCGCUGUAGUUCUGAGUGAUCUUGUGGGUAUAUGUUUUUGUGUGUGCUUCCCUGCAAGCCUGUGCGUUUGUGUGUGUGUCUACCCGUAUGUUUAUGUGUGUGUGGUGUAGGUGUCAUGGCGAACUUUACUGUGGGGUGUGGCGCUGCAGUUCUUAUUUGGACUCAUCAUCCUCAGAACCAAAGCAGGAUUCACUGCUGUAGACUGGCUGGGCCAUCAAGUGGAGGUAUACUAUACAUCUACUGUGUACUAUCCAGGGAAACUCAAGCAGAGGGCAAAAUGGACAUCAAUUGGAUCAUUGAUAUUACAAAUAUUAGCCAGCACAAAGGCCCUUGUUUUUCUUUGGACCACAUUGCUAAUGUCACUCUCAUCAGCAUAAUCACAUUUCCCUGUCCCCUGUUCCAGCAUCCUCAGCAGAUAUACAGUAGAGUAUACCUGUUAGGAAAGAGUGACCUCAUUAUUUCAGUCUGUGUCGAAACAUCUCUCCUCUCUCACCCAGGUGUUUCUGUCCUACACUGACACCGGCUCUAGGUUUGUGUUUGGCGACAAAUACACAGACCACUUCUUUGCAUUCAAGGUAUAGGAUCAUAUGAGUAUGUCUGUAUACGUGAGAGACUUUGAGAAAAUUACAUGAAGUGAAAAGAAAAGACAGAAACCCAACACUGUCAUCUUCUUUCUCUGCAUUCAGGUUCUGCCUAUUGUAGUGUUCUUCAGUACUGUCAUCUCUAUGCUCUACUACCUUGGCUUCAUGCAGUGGCUCAUCCUCAAGGUACUCAUCACAUACGUUCAAAUCUUAUUCAAUCAUCAUACAAGUGACUAAAUUAGACAAUGAUAAUUCAGCCGCCACACAGUACUGUAUCAAGGUUGUCAUUUACCGGGGGAUGGGGGGGGGGUAAAUGUGACCAGUAUUAUUGUUUUAUAUGUUGUAUACUUGGGUAUCAUUUUGGCACAGAAACGUUGGCAUCAUUGUUUACGUUUGUCUGUGCAUACAUCCAGGUGGGCUUCAUAAUGCAGAUUACCAUGGGAACUUCUCCCACAGAGUCAAUGGUCGCCGCUGGCAACAUAUUUGUGGGACAGGUGAGAAUAGUAUGAGUGACAGAUGUGCUAGGCAGCAAAAGAGAAUUACAUGACAACCAGGCAAAGGAGUAUCACCCUCUCUCUCUCUCGCUCUCAGACAGAAUCUCCACUCCUGAUUCGUCCGUACAUCUCCCAGCUGACCUUGUCAGAGAUCCAUGCCGUGAUGGCAGGAGGGUUCGCCACCAUUGCUGGCAGCGUACUGGGAGCCUUCAUCUCUUUUGGGGUGAGGAGGAGGAGGAGGAUGAGAGGAAGAGGGGCGGGAGUAGGGGAGGAGAGGGAAGAAGAGGAAGAGGAGGGAGUAGGGGAGGCAGGAGGAGAGGGAAGAGGAGGAGCAGUAGGGGAGGCCAGGAGCGAGAGGAAGGGAGGGAAGAGUAGGGCGAGGGGGGAGGCAGGAGCGGGAAGAGGAGGAAGAGGGGGGGGAGUAGGGGAGGCAGGGGAAGGGAAGAGGAGGAAGAGGAGGGAGUAGGGGGGCAGGAGGAAAGGGAAGAGGAGGAAGAGGAGGGAGUAGGGGAGGCAGGAGGAGAGGGAAGAGGAGAGAGAAGAGGAGGGAGUAGGGGAGGCAGGAGGAGAGGGAAGAGGAGAUAGAGGAGGGAGUAGGAGAGGCAGGAGGAUAGGGAAGAGGAGGAAGAGGAGGGAGUAGGGGAGGCAGGAGGAGAGGGAAGAGGAGAGAGAAGAGGAGGAAAGUCAAUAAACAAUGUUCAAACCUUUGUUUUCUACCAAAGACACACCUGAAAUCUCACCCAAUUGACCUUGUGCCUUGUGUCUCUCUUAAAUGUAACUAAAUGUAAUCCCCAAAAGUAAUUAUUUCUCAUGAGAGGGCCAUAAACAAUAACUAGUAACGCUGCAUACUCCAAGAAAGGUUACAAUCUCACCUUUCUGGUGUAGUCACUUUUGAGGACACAAGCUCAAGUACACAGUACAAAUAUGAUAAAAAUAUGAAAAUAUGAAAUAUUUUAUGAUGUAUUUCCUAUUCAACAAAAAUGUAUGAAUAAGGCUUGAAAUUACUUAUAUUAAUAUCCAUUUAUAAAACGACUAACUAAGAUUUCACCUUCCUUAUAACUGUAAAAUACAUAAUAUGUAUAUCUGCCCCCAUCGCUGUGAAUGUCUCACAGAGCUCAAGCGUGGCUUCCUGAACUCGUUAGGAAUUCGCCUUGCAUCUCAUAUUAAUCUUGCCUGUCUAUGACAAACAGAAAGUGUUUUUUGUUUAGAAUCUAUGAACUAUUUUAGAUCACUGGCUACAAAUCGAUCUCUAAAUGUGCUACAGCUACGAAACCACUUUCUCAUGCUGCGUUACGAUGUAAGGAUUCCAGGCAUAUGCGUUGUUUGUGGCUGUGAUGUAGGGUUCAGCCAGGAGUUAAUGGAAAGUCAGAAGAUAGAAUGAAAUGGUAGGAGGGACAUCCCAGCUUCAAGUACAGGCAGAAGAGACAUAUUCCUGUGUCUGUGAGAAUCCGGGCUACCGCUCAAUGCAAGCCAUUUCGAUCUACGGUGUCCACAGAUCGAUUUAUACGUGUAAAUGUCGGAACUGAAAAGAACCUCUGGCAGAGAGGUUUGGAACUCUAUUUUUUAUUGGUCUAUUACCUAAUUUACCGCCUGGUGGGCCCACCAGGCAGGCCAAAACUCCAACCCAUCAAAACAGGCUGAAAUUUCAGGCGGUCUUCUCAAACAGCUCUUACACUUAAAUUAUCAUAAUUUUUACAAUUUCACAAUAUUAUUCCAAUCUCAUAGUAUGGAAAUAUAUAUAAAACACAGGAAAAUCACAUUUCUGACUGCACUGGGCCUUUAAAAUAUGUUAAUGUUGAGCUGUUUCCUCCUGCCUAUAUCCCCCUCUUCUCUCUGACCCAACCCUUCACCUCUUCCCUACCCCUCACUUUUGACACAUACCCCCCCCGCCCCCCCCCCCCCCCCCCCAACACACACAUAUACAGAUUGAAGCAUCCCACUUGCUGACAGCCUCCGUAAUGUCAGCCCCGGCCUCCCUGGCCAUCGCCAAGACGUUCUGGCCAGAGACAGAGAUCCCCAAAGUCACAGCCAAGAAAGGCCUCAAACUGGAGACAGAGUGAGACACAGGCACACCUACACACGUGCACGUACGCACAUAAGCACCAAUGUCUGCCUAAUGAGCAUGAGAGUCUUUUCUGGUUUUGUCUAGGGAGGGCAGUAACCUGCUGGAGGCAGCGUCUCACGGAGCGUCCUCCUCUAUUGUCCUGGUGGCCAACAUCGCUGUCAACCUCAUCGCCUUCCUGGCCCUGCUCGCUUUCCUCAACGCCGCUCUGUCAUGGCUGGGCAACAUGUUCGACUACCCCCAGCUCAGCUUCUCUGUGAGGACACACAAGUGUGCAUGUGCAUAGAAGCACACACACACACACACACACACACACACACACACACACACACAGACACACAGAGACACACUAAAUACAGGCUGGAUAGAAAUCAAUGCUUCUCUAAGACACAGACUCUCUGUCCCUCUCUCUUUCUCUCUCUCUCUCUGAUGACAGAUCAUCUGCUCGUACGUAUUCAUGCCCUUCUCCUUCCUGAUGGGUGUGGCCUGGGAGGACAGCUUCGUGGUGGGUGAGCUGAUUGGCUACAAGACCUUCUUCAAUGAGUUUGUGGCCUAUCAGAGGUUGGCAGAACUCAUCAAGAGGAGAGAGGACAGAGGCCCAGAGUACGUGGACGACGUCAAGCAGUAUCUGUCUGUGAGUGGUGUCAGGGGUCCUGUCACUAAGUGGUAAUAUGGGCACUGAAUUGAUAUUUGGGUAUCUGUUUUUUCCUGGACAGACAGGCGGACGGACGGACAGACACACACACACAAACAGAUUACUUUCUUUAUUCAACUUUUCAAAUUUGAUUUGUCUACAUCAAACUCUCCAUAAAUGGUGGAAAUAUAUUUGGACCAUUAAAUCACCUCUUAAGGAUCGGACCCUUUUUUUAAAUUUUCGCCUAAAAUGACAUAACCAAAUCUAACUACCUGUAGCUCAGGACCUGAAGCAAGGAUAUGCAUAUUCUUGAUACCAUUUGAAAGGAAACACUUUGAUGUUUGUGGAAAUGUGAAAUGAAUGCAGGAAAAUAUAACACAUUAUAUCUGGUAAAAGACAAUACAAACAAAAAGACAUGCGUUUUCUAUUGUUCCAUCAUCUUUGAAAUGCAAGGCCACAAUAUAAUAUUGCAGUUUAGGCGCAAUUUAGAUUUCGGCCACUAGAUGGCAGCACUGUGUGUGCAAAGUUUCAGAUUGAUCCAGUGAAGCAUUGCAAUACUGGACUCUUUUGUAUGAAGUCUGCCCAAAUGUGCCGAAUUGGUCAAUUGAUCCAUUUUCAAGUACAUAACUAUAGAGAGCAUACAAAAAUGAUAUGGUAAUACAAAAUGUAAGUUUAAUCACUCCCAGGAAUGUCAUACAUGAUGGAUCAUUAGCUUAUACGAGUGGCGCAGUGGUCUAAGGCACUGCAUCGCAGUGCUAGCUGUGCCACUAGAUUCCUGGUUCGAGUCCAGGCUCUGUCGCAGCCGGCCGCAACCGGGAGACCCAUGGGCGGCGCACAAUUGGUCCAAGGUAGGGGAGGGUUUGGCCGGCAGGGAUGUGGGUUCGUUUCCCACGGGGGGCCAGUAUGAAAUAUAAAAAUAAAAAUAAAAAAAUAUACGUAUGCAUUCACUAACUGUAAGUUAGUGAGUCUGCUAAGAGCGUCUGCUAAAAUGUAAAAUGUCAAUGUAUACACUAACCUUCACACAUCUAGAUGGCCGGGCGGGGUGGGUGUGGAGCCAGAGACAGCAGGGGUUCAAACUGUAGAACCCAGUUCCAACAUUUGAAUACAGAAAUUGAUUUUAUCAAACAAAACUAUGCUACAUUUUAUCUCUGGGACCCUGAGGAUGACAAAUCAGAGCAAGAUUACUGAAUGUAAGUACAUUAUUUACAGUUGAAGUCAGAAGUUUACAUACACCUUAGUCAAAUACAUUUAAACUCAGAUUUUCACAAUUCCUGACAUUUAAUCCUAGUAAAUAUUCCCUGUCUUAGGUCAGUUAGGAUCACCACUUUAUUUUAAGAAUGUGAAAUGUCAGAAUAAUAGCAGAGAGAAUGAUUUAUUUCAGCUUUUAUUUAUUUAAUCUCAUUCCCAGUGGGUCAGAAAUUUACAUACACUCAAUUAGUAUUUGGUAGCAUUGCCUUUAAAUUGUUUAAAUUGGGUCAAACGUUUCGGGUAGCCUUCCACAAGCUUCCCACAAUAAGUUGGGUGAAUUUUGGCCCAUUCCUCCUGACAGAGCUGGUGUAACUGAGUCAGGUUUGUAGUCCUCCUUGCUCGCACACUCUUUUCAGUUCUGCCCAGGGCUUUGUGAUGGCCACUCCAAUACCUUGACUUUGUUGUCCUUAAGCCAUUUUGCCACAACUUUGUAAGUAUGCUUGGGGUCAUUGUCCAUUUGGAAGACCCAUUUGCGACCAAGCUUUAACUUCCUGACUGAUGUCUUGAGAUGUUGCUUCAAUAUAUCCACAUAAUUUUCCUUCCUCAUGAUGCCAUAUAUUUUGUGAAGUGCACCAGUCCCUCCUGCAGCAAAGCACCCCCACAACAUGAUGCUGCCACCCCCGGGCUUCACGGUUGGGAUGGUGUUCUUCCGCUUGCAAGCCACCUCCUUUUUCCUUCAAACAUAACGAUGGUCAUGACCCAAACAGUUCUAUUUUUGUUUCAUCAGACCAGAGGACAUUUCUCCAAAAAGUACGAUCUUUGUCCCCAUGUGCAGUUGCAAACCGUAGUCUGGCUUUUUUAUGGCGGUUUUGGAGCAGUGGCUUCUUCCUUGCUGAGCGGCCUUUCAGGUUAUGUCAAUAUAGGACUCGUUUUACUGUGGAUAUAGAUACGUUUGUACCUGUUUCCUCCAGCAUCUUCACAAGGUCCUUUGCUGUUGUUCUGGGAUUGAUUUGCACUUUUCACACCAAAGUACAUUCAUCUCUAGGAGACAGAACGCAUCUCCUUCCUGAGCGGUAUGACGGCUGCGUGGUCCCAUGGUGUUUAUACUUGCGUACAAUUGUUUGUACAGAUGAACGUGGUACCUUCAGGUGUUUGGAAAUUGCUCCCAAGGAUGAACCAGACUUGUGGAGGACUACAAUUUUUUGGCUGAUUUCUUUUGAUUUUCCCAUGAUGUCAAGCAAAGAGGCAUUGAGUUUGAAGGUAGGCCUUGAAAUACAUCCACAGGUACACCUCCAAUUGACUCAAAUGAUGUCAAUUAGCCUAUCAGAAGCUUCUAAAGUCAUGACAUCAUUUUCUGGAAUUUUCCAAGCUGUUUAAAGGCACAGUCAACUUAGUGUAUGUAAACUUCUGACCCACUGGAAUUGUGAUACAGUGAAUUAUAAGUGAAAUAAUCUGUCUGUAAACAAUUGUUGGAAAAAUUACUUGUGUCAUGCUCAAAGUAGAUGUCCUAACCGAAUUGCCAAAACUAUAGUUUGUUAACAAGAAAUUUGUGGAGUGGUUGAAGAACGAAUUUAAAUGACUCCAACCUAAGUAUAUGUAAACUUACAACUUCAACUGUACCUUCAGAGGUGAAUGUAUCAAACCAGUUGCCGUGCUAAGUUUUUGUUGUUGUUGUGCACUCUCCUCAAACAAUAGCAUGGUAUUUUUUCACAGUAAUAGCUACUGUAAAUUGGACAGUGCAGUUAGAUUAACAAUAAUUUAAGCUUUCUGCCUAUAUAAGACAUGUCUAUGUCCUGGAAAGUUUGCUGUUACUUACAACAGUCAUGCUAAUCACAUUAGCGCACGUUAGCUCAACCGUCCCGUAUACGGGACACCGAUCCCGUAGAGGUUAAAUCAUACCUUCUCUAAAUCAGUUCUGAUAUUAUCAGGCCAGAGCUGAUAUUACGAGUGCUCUCUGUAUCAAGGAUUUAUCGUUGCAUUUGCUUGUUUUUGGUGAAGAAACAUUGCUUCAGUAACAGAUCAUUUAGUGUAUAUCAUUUAUGGUAAUUUAACUGUUGCAAAUGUAAUGUUAAUGGCUUGUUGCAUAUCGCAUGGAUGUUGAUUGGCUGUUGCAUAUUUAUUAUACAUCUAAAGAUUUAGACCCAGGCUGUUUUCUGUCCCCCAGGUCCACUCUGAAACCAUAGCGACGUAUGCUCUGUGUGGCUUCGCUAACAUCAGCUCUCUGGGUGUGAUGAUAGGAGGCCUCUGUGAGUCAAGCCCUCUAACAUCUGUCCUAUCCUGAAUCUCAAAUCAACCGCUAGCCCCUCCCCCCUAGGCACUCUACAGUGAGGGAAAAAAGUAUUUGAUCCCUUGCUGAUUUUGUAUGUUUGCCCACUGACAAAGACAUGAUCAGUCUAUAAUUUUAAUGGUAGAUUUAUAUGAACAGUGAGAGACAGAAUAACAACAAAAAAAUCCAGAAAAACGCAUGUCAAAAAUGUUAUAAAUUGAUUUUCAUUUUAAUGAGGGAAAUAAGUAUUUGACCCCUCUGCAAAACAUGAUUUAGUACUUGGUGGCAAAACCCUUGUUGGCAAUCACAGAGGUCAGAUGUUUCUUGUAGUUGGCCACCAGGUUUGCACACAUCUCAGGAGGGAUUUUGUUCCACUCCUCUUUGCAGAUCUUCUCCAAGUCAUUAAGGUUUCGAGGCUGACAUUUGGCAACUUGAACCUUCAGCUCCCUCCACAGAUUUUCUAUGGGAUUAAGGUCUGGAGACUGGCUAGGCCAAUCCAGGACCUUAAUGUGCUUCUUGUUGAGCCACUCCUUUGUUGCCUUGGCCGUGUGUUUUGGGUCAUUGUCAUGCUGGAAUACCCAUCCACGACCCAUUUUCAAUGCCUUGGCUGAGGGAAGGAGGUUCUCACCCAAGAUUUAACGGUACAUGGCCCUGUCCAUCGUCCCUUUGAUGUGGUGAAGUUGUCCUGUCCCCUUAGCAGAAAAACACCCCCAAAGCAUAAUGUUUCUACCUCCAUGUUUGACGGUGGGGGUGGUGUUCUUGGGGUCAUAGUCAGCAUUCCUCCUCCUCCAAACACGGCGAGUUGAGUUGAUUCCAAAGAGCUCGAUUUUCCUCUGAAUCAUCCAGUUCUCCUCUGAAUCAUUCAGAUGUUCAUUGGCAAACUUCAGACGGGCCUGUAUACAGUGGGGGAAAAAAGUAUUUAGUCAGCCACCAAUUGUGCAAGUUCUCCCACUUAAAAAGAUGAGAGAGGCCUGUAAUUUUCAUCAUAGGUACACGUCUACUAUGACAGACAAAAUGAGGAAAAAAAAUCCAGAAAAUCACAUUGUAGGAUUUUUAAUGAAAUUAUUUGCAAAUUAUGGUGGAAAAUAAGUAUUUGGUCAAUAACAAAAGUUUCUCAAUACUUUGUUAUAUACCCUUUGUUGGCAAUGACACAGGUCAAACGUUUUCUGUAAGUCUUCACAAGGUUUUCACACACUGUUGCUGGUAUUUUGGCCCAUUCCUCCAUUCAGAUCUCCUCUAGAGCAGUGAUGUUUUGGGGCUGUCGCUGGGCAACACGGACUUUCAACUCCCUCCAAAGAUUUUCUAUGGGGUUGAGAUCUGGAGACUGGCUAGGCCACUCCAGGACCUUGAAAUGCUUCUUACGAAGCCACUCCUUCGUUGCCCGGGCGGUGUGUUUGGGAUCAUUGUCAUGCUGAAAGACCCAGCCACGUUUCAUCUUCAAUGCCCUUGCUGAUGGAAGGAGGUUUUCACUCAAAAUCUCACGAUACAUGGCCCCAUUCAUUCUUUCCAUUACACGGAUCAGUCGUCCUGGUCCCUUUGCAGAAAAACAGCCCCAAAGCAUGAUGUUUCCACCCCCAUGCUUCACAGUAGGUAUGGUGUUCUUUGGAUGCAACUCAGCAUUCUUUGUCCUCCAAACACGACGAGUUGAGUUUUUACCAAAAAGUUAUAUUUUGGUUUCAUCUGACCAUAUGACAUUCUCCCAAUCCUCUUCUGGAUCAUCCAAAUGCACUCUGGCAAUCUUCAGACGGGCCUGGACAUGUACUGACUUAAGCAGGGGGACACGUCUGGCACUGCAGGAUUUGAGUCCCUGGCGGCGUAGUGUGUUACUGAUGGUAGGCUUUGUUACUUUGGUCCCAGCUCUCUGCAGGUCAUUCACUAGGUCCCCCCGUGUGGUUCUGGGAUUUUUGCUCACCGUUCUUGUGAUCAUUUUGACCCCACGGGGUGAGAUCUUGCGUGGAGCCCCAGAUCGAGGGAGAUUAUCAGUGGUCUUGUAUGUCUUCCAUUUCCUAAUAAUUGCUCCCACAGUUGAUUUCUUCAAACCAAGCUGCUUACCUAUUGCAGAUUCAGUCUUCCCAGCCUGGUGCAGGUCUACAAUUUUGUUUCUGGUGUCCUUUGACAGCUCUUUGGUCUUGGCCAUAGUGGAGUUUGGAGUGUGACUGUUUGAGGUUGUGGACAGGUGUCUUUUAUACUAAUAACAAGUUCAAACAGGUGCCAUUAAUACAGGUAAGGAGUGGAGGACAGAGGAGCCUCUUAAAGAAGAAGUUACAGGUCUGUGAGAGCCAGAAAUCUUGCUUGUUUGUAGGUGACCAAAUACUUAUUUUCCACCAUAAUUUGCAAAUAAAUUCAUUAAAAAUCCUACAAUGUGAUUUUCAGGAUUUUUUUUCUCAAUUUGUCUGUCAUAGUUGCCGUGUACCUAUGAUGAAAAUUACAGGCCUCUCUCAUCUUUUUAAGUGGGAGAACUUGCACAAUUGGUGGCUGACUAAAUACUUUUUUCCCCACUGUAUGUGCUUUCUUGAGCAGGGGACCUUGCGGGCGCUGCAGGAUUUCAGUCCUUAAAGGCGUAGUGUGUUACCAAUUGUUUUCUUGAUGACUAUGGUCCCAGCUGCCUUGAGAUCAUUGAUAAGAUCCUCCCGUGUAGUUCUGGGCUGAUUCCUCACCGUUCUCAUGAUCAUUGCAACUCCACGAGGUGAGAUCUUGCAUGGAGCCCCAGGCCGAGGGAGAUUGACAGUUCUUUUGUGUUUCUUCCAUUUGCGAAUAAUCACACCAACUGUUAUCACCUUCUCACCAAGCUGCUUGGCGAUGGUCUUGAAGCCCAUUCCAGCCUUGUGUAGGUCUACAAUCUUGUCCCUGACAUCCUUGGAGAGCUUUGGUGUUGGCCAUGGUGGAGAGUUUGGAAUCUGAUUGAUUGAUUGUUUCUGUGGACAGGUGUCUUUUAUACAGGUAACAAACUGAGAUUAGGAGCACUCCCUUUAAGAGUGUGCUCCUAAUCUCAGCUCGUUACCUGUACACCUGGGAGCCAGAAAUCUUUCUGAUUGAGAGGGGGUCAAAUUCUUAUUUCCCUCAUUAAAAUGCAAAUCAAUUUAUAACAUUUUUGACAUGCGUUCUUCUGGAUUAUUUGUUGUUAUUCUGUCUCUCACUGUUCAAAUAAACCUACCAUUAAAAUUAUAGACUGAUAAUUUAUUUGUCAGUGGGCAAACGUACAAAAUCAGCAGGGGAUCAAAUACUUUUUUCCCUCACUGUAAAUGAAGUGUGUUUUUUCCUAUUGAUAUUAUAGUAUUGUUGAGACAUCACUUUGAUUUUGCAAGAAUAUGUUUCAUUUGUGAGGUUCUUAAAAUGUCGCUAUUAUGUUAUUGUAUGUUAAACCAUUGCAAUGUUGUUCUGCUGUAACACUGUGUCUCUGUAUAUUGGUGUGUUGUGGCUGUACUGUGGCGGUAUGGUUGAUGUAGUGUUCUUCAAAUGUUUUUGUAACGUUAUCCUGCUAAAGCGGCUAUGGCCCCAGAGCGGAGGGGCGAUAUUUCCAGGUGUGCCAUCAGAGCUCUUAUCUCAGGCACAGUGGCAUGCUUCAUGACAGCAUGCAUCGCAGGUAACCUCCAAAAUAGUGUGCGUUAUAUAUCUUGUCAUCAUCAUGCAUUAUCCUCUUUGGUGACAUUAUGGUUUUAUGUGUGUGUAUUUGUGUGUCUUCCCAGGUAUGCUGUAUAUCCCAGAGCUGCUGUGUGAAGACUUCCUGAAGGAAGAGUUUAACUCCACAUUAGUCACUAACAGCACUCAGCUCCUCACCUGCUGCACUGAGCUCUACCACAGGUACCACCAGUGUGCGUGUUUGUGGGAGGGGGUAGGGUGACCACGUUCCGGAUUGUGCGGUACAGUCCCGCAUUCUGGCCCUUUGUCCCGCGUCCCACUACCAAACAAUUAUGUCCUGCAUUUUAUCAAAUUAAAACAAGACUAAUUUACUUUUUUUUUUUUUUUUUUUUUUUCAGUCAGACUGUCUUUUUUGCAGUUACGUUGCGCUUAUGACAACAUACGGAUGUGGUACUGGUGAUGUUAAACACUUCUCCAAUUGUUGUUAAGAUCUGAUAUUCUGCGCAGCGCAAGAUGAGACGUAGGCCAAUGUCAUAUCGUCAACCAAUCACAUUUGUCAAAUCCUUUCGGGCUAAAUUCCAGCUGAACUUGGAAAGGACAGUUAACUACUUACAAAAAGCGUGCUUCUAACGAAGAGCUACAAAAUUAAGUAAAUGGCCCAUAUUACACUGAAAGAUAGGCUAUAAGGUAAUUUCUUCAAAUUUGUGAAUCUCUCCAUGCUCAUUAGUUGCUCAUUCAACAUAGGCCUAUUUGCUGCCACUUCACUCAAUUCCGUUUUAGAAGUCUGCCUUAAUAAUAUCCCCCUAGAGUCGAUGUCCGCGGCCCACUGAAAUAUAAUUAGCAUUAUACAAAAAUCCCCAUCCAAAUCCGUCAGUUUAAGGUAGUUAUUUAUUUUUUUGCAUGGGCUGCGUCUCAAUCCACCGCAUCCGCCGAUGUCGCCGUUCCGCAUCUGCCGUGUAAGGUGGCAGAGCUAGAGCUGAGUUUGAAAAUUGGUCUUCUUACGAAAACGUCUGUAGCGUCCGAUCGGUUUGGCCCAUCAGUUGCUGGCUAUGCUACACUGUCCCGCAAAUGUCUCACAAAAUCGUCCUGUUGUCCUGCAUUUGGGCCAAAGCGGUCGGCCACACCACAAAAACUCUCCUGGUUGGCCAACACGUGAUCCUCCAGGCGUUCUCCUCUGUAGGGAACCAGAGGGUUGAGUUACUCACACAAUAUCUGAAAAACUAAGAAAAAUGUGUGUUUUGCCCUUCACCACUGUAAGACAGAGGAAAUUAGCAACGAUACAACUGUGUAUUGUUCAUUAUAGGCUUACUGUUCACAAUGUAGACUACAUUGUACUUUUACAUCAUACUUUCACAUUUUUACAUUUUGAUUAUUUUCCCUUUGUGGUAACUGUUGCUAGAUAAGGGGCCUUAUAAAUAAUAUACGUAUAAUGUACACAAAUAACAAUUUGAUUGAUUAUAAAGGACUAUUAUGUAAAUUAGGUACAGUAACACAUUUGGUUGACUGUAUACCCCACCCAGCUGUCUGGUUGGUCAACUAACUAGGCUGCUGCGUGCAUUCCUGCUUCUUUAUAGAUAGCUACAGGGGCGCAACUUUGGUUUUAGAAGUGGGGGGGACAUAACUUGGUGGGGGGUCUGGGGGUCCUCCUAUUUUUGGGGGUAUCUAAAGCUCAUUUCCUGCAUUUCUACACAAUCUAAUAUGACCCAUGGCCCUUCUAGCGUCUCUAUUUAGAACAACAUAAAGUAAGCAAAAAUGCCCAGUCAUCUAGCUACGUAAGAGAUCAUUAUUAAAUAUGUUUAAGUGAUUGAUAAGACUGAACUAGAUCAAUGAUAAUUCAAUAAUAAAUAUUUUGUUGCACCUUUAACCAAUAGCCUAACAAAUGAACAACUCUUACAAAUAAAGUACAAAGACUUUUGAUUGUCUUUAUUAAGACAUCCUCUAUAUCAAAUUUCAGCCAGACCACCAGCCACCUGCACUCCCAACCCCCACCAGUCUAGUUAAUAACUCAACUCUCUCCCUAACACAACUUCCUUCCCAUGUUUUUUUUAAAUGUCUCAAGUUAUUUUUUUAUGUCUCAAGGAAAGGUUUGGAAAACAAACGUUUUAUAAAAACACACAUACACCUACACAUUAACACACAGAAACAGUACACCUUCCAUAUAAUUUAUAUCAUAGGCCUAAUAGUACUGUAGAGCUCUUUAUACUUGCAUACAAUAUAGCUGGGUGACCCUGUCCUGUCCCUAGGGGUCCACGACCCUGCAGCACCCCAACCGAACACACCCCACUCAGCUUUAGGAUCUUAGUGAAACAUUCAUUAUUAGUUUCAGGUGUGUUAGGCCAGAGUGUCAACCAACAGUACGGCAGACCCCCAGGGCCAGGACUGAGCAGCCUAGCAGCUAGGGAUUGCCUAAGUAGGUAUCUCCCCUGACGUGGGCAUGUUUUCAAUAUAGACUCCUUUUGUCGUACAUAAGGCAUCCAGACCUUAUGAAAGCUGCACAGUAUACCCUUUAUCUUGUAAUACAUCAUAUACAUCCAAUCUAGUGAUACAUAACUUUACAUUUCUUCCAUCUACUGUGUGGGCGAGGGGAUGGACGGAGUCAGGCGCAGGAGUGUGAAGAAGGAAUAUACUUUAUUCAGCCCAAUAAGGUAGUCCGCAGCAAUGCGUAAACACGAUCCCAGUGCGACUUAAAUGUGUACUGGGAACCAAACAUACACAGGUAAAUAUUCCCGGCAAUAAAAUUCCUAAAUGCUCAACCGAGCUAGCGAUACCUCCACUAAGUAACAAUCACACACAAAGACAAGGGGGGCAGAGGGAACACGUAUACAGGUACUGAUGAGGGGAUAUGAACCAGGUGUGUGUAAUAAACAAGACAAAACAAAUGGAAUGAUGAGAUGAGGAGCGGCAGUGGCUAGAAGGCCGGCGAUGAUGAACGCCGAAGCCUGCCCGAACAAGGAGAGGAGGCAGCUUCAUAGGAAGUCGUACCUCUGGCACCCCGUAGUGCCGGAAGACGUGAGUAAACAGGGCUGUGGGGAGACCGGGCAGAGGAAGGAGGCGGCAGGCUUUAGAAAAGCGGUCCACAUCAACCAGGAUGGUAGUGUUACCCUGAGAGAGGGGAAGAUCAGUGAGGAAGUCAAUUGACAAGUGGGACCAUGGCCGUUGUGGAACUGGUAAGGGAUGUAACUUACCUGCUGGGAGGUGCCUAGGUAACUUACUCUGGGCGCACACCGAGCAGGAGGAGACAUACACCCUCACGUCCUAAGCCAAGGUAGGCCACCAGUACGUCCCGAUCAGGCAGCGCACUGUACGGCCGAUACCUGGGUGACCAGAGGAGGGGGGCGUGUGUGCCCAAUAGAUAAGACGAUCACGGACAAGAGACGGCACGUACAGCAGCCCAGCUGGGCACUGAGGUGGAGAUGGCUCUGUGCGUAACGCCGCUCUAUGUUCACGUCCACCGCCCACAAUACAGGCGCCACAAUGCAGGAGGCCGGGAGUAUGGGGGUGUUGUCUAUGGGCCUCUCCUCUGUGUCGUACAGCCGUGACAGUGCGUCUGCCUUGACGUUCUUAGUACCUGGUAUGUAUGACAACGUGAAAUCAAAACGGGUGAAGAACAAGGCCCACCUGGCCUGGCGAUGGUUCAGCCUCCUCGCUGCCCGGAUGUACUCCAGGUUACAGUGGUCAGUCCAGACAAGGAAAGGGUGUUUCACCCCCUCAAGCCAGUGCCUCCACGCGGUCAGGGCUCUGACAACAGCCAACAGCUCCCAAUCACCAACGUCGUAGUUCUGCUCCCCCAGGCUGAGCUUCUUAGAGAAGAAGGCACAGGGGCGGAGCUUGGGUGGCGUGCCCGAGCGUUGAGAUAGGACAGCCUAUCCCUACCUCGGACGCAUUCACCUCCACUAUGAAUGGUAAUGAUGGAUCGGGAUGGGCCAGUACCGGGGCUGAGGUGAACAGAGCCCUCAGGUUACUGAAAGCCCUGUCAGUCUCAGCAGACCAGCGGAGCCGGGACGGCCCACCCUUCAACAGAAAGGUGAUGGGAGCUGAGACCUUGCCAAAGCCCCAGAUAAACCUCCGAUAGUAAUUGGCAAAGCCAAUAAAGCGCUGCACCUCCUUCACCGUGGUUGGAGUCGGCCAAUUACGCACGGCUGAAAUGCGGUCUCCCUCCAUCUCCACACCUGAGGUGGUAAUGCAGUAUCCAUGAAAGGAGAUGGACUGCUGGAAGAACAGACACUUUUCUGCCUUGGCAUAAAGGUCAUGUUCCAACAGUCGGCCCAGAACUCUGCGAACCAGAGACACAUGCUCGGCGCGCGUAGCGGAAUACACCAGAAUGUCAUCGAUGUAGACCACCACACCGCGACCAAGCAUGUCCCAAAACACCUCGUUCACAAAGGACUGGAAGACUGAUGGAGCAUUCAUCGAACCGUACAGCAUCACCAGGUAUUUGUAAUGCCCAGUGGUUAUGCUGUCUUCCACUCGUCCUCUUCCCGGACACGCACCAGGUUGUACGCACUCCGGAGAUCUAAUUUUGUGAAAAAGCACGCCCCAUGCAUUGAUUCAAUAACAGAGAAGAUGAGGGGUAGAGGGUAACUAUAGCGAAUGGUAAUCAAUGCAAGGGCGCAGACCUCUGUCUUUCUUCUUCACAAAAAAGAAACUUGAGGAGGCGGGCAAAGUGGAGGGACGUAUGAACCCCUGGCGCAGGGACUCGGAGACGUAUGUCUCCAUAGCCUCCGUCUUAGCCUGCGACAGGGGAUAGACAUGACUCCUGGGAGGCACAGCGUCUAACCGGAGGUUUAUCGCGCAAUCCCCCACCCGAUGAGGUGGUAAUUUGGUCGCCUGCGUUUUGGAAAACGCGUGCGCCAAGUCGAGGUAUUCGGGGGGAAUGCGCAUGGUGGAGGUAGUGUCUGAACUUUCCACCGUGGUUGCACCAACGGAAACAGCUAGACACAUACCCUGACACUCUCGCGACCACCCCGUGAGAACCCUCUGCGGCCAUGAAAAGGUGGGGUCGUGUAGUGCAAGCCAGGGAAGACCCAACACAACAGGGAAAUCAGGGGACUCAAUAAUGUAAAAGGUGUUUUGCUCCCUGUGGGUCUCCUGCAUAAUCACGGUGCUGUAACCUCCCUAACAAAACCUGACCCUAAUGGUCGACUGUCAAGUGCUAUGAUGGGAAAUGGAAUGGGUAGGGGAACCAAUGUGAUACAUAACCUAUUAGCUAAAGACCUGUCCAUAAAGUUCCCAGCUGCGCCUGAAUCGACCUGCGCCUUACACUGGGGAAUUACCGUGUGCUCAGGGAAGUUGACGUGUAUGGUGAAGUGCGCAGCAGAGGCCUCUGAACGAGUGUGGAUUUGCGCUACCUGGGGUGACGCGAGAGUGCCCUGCCUGCCGCCUCCAGACCCAGAAGAACUCUGACAACAGCGUACAGUAGAAUGUCCUCUCCUGCUACAAGAGUGACACUGGAUCUGUCGUCCUCCAUUCUCCUGGAUCGCUGCACCACCCAGCUCCAUCGGAACGUAAUCUGGGUUGCAGGGGGGUGAAACGGGCAGGCCCCUUCCAGGACGUCCUCUGGAAGCCAGCAAGUUGUCCAACCAGAUGGCCAUGUCCACCAGCUGGUUGAAAGUCAACGUGGUAUCCCGGCAGGCUAGCUCCCGUCAGACGUCCUCCCACAGGCUGCUCUGGAAGUGGUCGAUGAGGGCCCGCUCGUUCCACCCGGACCCCGCCACUAGAGUUCUAUACUCCAGGGCAAAGUCUUGCGCGGUCCUCGUCCCCUGCCUCAGAUGGACCAGGCGCUCGCCAGCCUCUCUUCCUUUGGGGGGAUGAUCAAACAGCGCCCGGAAGAGGCGAGCGAACGCCCCGUAGUUGUCUAACGCGUCUCCUCCUUCACUCCAGACCACGUUGGCCCACUCCAGGGCUUUCCCCGAGAGGCAGGAGACGAGGGCGGACACCUCCUCCCACUCCAAGGGAGCCGAGCUGAUGUUGGAAAAAUAGAGGUCCAGCUGCAGGAGGAAUCCCUGGCAGCAGGCCGCUGUCCCGUCGUACUCCCUCGGUCGGGAUAGGUGAAUCCCUCUGGGUGCUGGGGUGUGGGUGGCUGGAUCCGGUCGCUCAGCUGGUCCCGAAGGGUCGGGUCCUCUCCUCUCCAGGUGUUGGACGACCUGGAGAACCCGAUCCAUCGCUUCGCCCAAGCUGGCUAGCAUGUUGGAAUGCUCCCGGACCUGCUCCAUGACUCCAGGCAUAUUCCUGUUUCCUGCUGACUCCAUGCUGUUGGGUGUGUGAUUCUGUGGGCGAGGGGAUGGACGGAGUCAGGCGCAGGAGUGUGAAGAAGGAAUAUGCUUUAUUCAGCCCAAUAAGGUAGUCCGCAGCAAUACGUAAACACGAUCUCAGUGCAACUUAAAUGUGUACUGGGAACCAAACAUACACGGGUAAAUAUUCCCGGUGAUAAAAUAACAAAAUGCUCAACCGAGCUAGCAAUAUCUCCACUAAGUAACAAUCACACACAAAGACAUGGGGGGCAGAGGGAAUACUUAUACAGGUACUGAUGAGGGGAUAUGAACCAGGUGUGUGUAAUAAACAAGACAAAACAAAUGGAAUGAUGAGAUGAGGAGCGGCAGUAGCUAGAAGGCCGGUGACGAAGAACGCCGAAGCCUGCCCGAACAAGGAGAGGAGGCAGCUUCGGAGGAAGUCGUGACACACUGUGGGAGGAUAACCAACCUUCCAAUUAAUGUCAAUGCAUUUCUUAGCCGCUAUAAAUGCUAGGUUACACAGUUUCUUCUGAUAAUAGUCUCCAGUAUCAACAUUUACAAGCAAACAAAAACAGGGAGAAGGGAGAAUCUGCAGAAAUGCUGACAUAAAAUAACAUACUCUUUGCCAGAAUUCAGCCAGCCUUCACAAGACCAUAACAUACAGUGUAAGGGAAAAUAUUCAGACCCCUUCCCUUUUACCACAUUUUGUUACGUUACAGUCUUAUUCUAAAAUUGAUUAAAUAAAUAAAAAUCCUCAUCAAUCUAGACACAAUACCCCAUAAUGACAACACGAAAACAGGUUUUUUAAACUGUGGCCUCCAUCAUUCUUAAAUGGAAGAAGUUUGGAACCACCAAGACUCUUCCUAGAGCUGGCCGCCCGGCCAAAAUGAGCAAUCGGGGGAGAAGGGCCUUGGUCAGGGAGGUGACCAAGAACCUGAUGGUCACUCUGACAGAGCUCCAGAGUUCCUCUGUGGAGAUGGGAGAACCUUCCAGAAGGAGAACCAUCUCCGCAGCGCUCUACCAAUCAGGCCUUUAUGGUGGAGUGGCCAGACGGAAGCCACUCCUCAGUAAAAGGCACAUGACAGCCCGCUUGGAGUUUGCCAAAAGGCACCUAAAGGACUCUCAGAACAUGAGAAACAAGAUAAUCUGGUCUGAUGAAACCAAGAUUGAAUUCUUUGGCCUGAAUGCCAAGCAUCACGUCUGGAGGAAACCUGGCACCAUCCCUAUGGUGAAGCAUGGUGGUGGCAGCAUCAUGCUGUGGCUAUGUUUUUCAGCGGCAGGGACUGGGAGACUAGUCAGGAGAGUCCUUGAUGAAAACCUGCUUCAGAGUGCUCAGGACCUCAGACUGGGGCGAAGGUUCACCUUCCAACAGGACAACGACCCUAAGAACACAUCCAAGACAACGCAGGAGUGGCUUCGGAACAAGUCUCUGAAUGUCCUUGAGUGGCCCAGCCAAAGCCCAGACUUGAAUCCGAUCUAACAUCUCUGGAGAGACCUGAAAAUACCUGUGCAGCGACACUCCCCAUCCAACCUGAGAGAGCUUGAGAGGAUCUGCAGAGAAGAAUUGGAGAAACUCCCCAAAUACAGGUGUGCCAAGCUUGUAGCGUCAUACCCAAGAAGAAUCUAGGCUGUAAUCGCUGCCAAAGGUGCUUCAACAAAAAACGUGUUUUUGCUUUGUCAUUAUGGGGUAUUGUGUGUAGAUUGAUGAGGGGGGGAAAACAAUUUAAUCAAUUUUAGAAUAAGGUUGUAACGUAACAAAAUGUGGAAAAUGUCAAGGGGUCUGAAUACUUUCUGAAUGCAAUGUAUGCAAAUAUGUCCCCUUUUGUGUUUUACUCCUCCAGCAGAACAGUUACAUUUGUGUGCAUGAUAUUCAGUUUCACUGGCAUAUAGUACGUCUUAAACUGCAGUAAUUUAUGUCUGGGAUUAUAUGAACAUGACUGGGCAUUCUAACAUAUCUGUAUCCAUUCAUUAUCAUCAAUAGCGUCUCCCAGGUCUUCCUCAUAUUUUUGUGAGGAAGACUGUGCACCAUGACAGUGAAGCCUGUAGAGCUGUUUACACCGUGUUUGUGUGAAAAGCCGGGAAUUAGCUGUGGGGAAACUGACAGAACAAUAACGUUACUUGCUAUACUGACUUAUAAAAACUCACAUUGCGCUGAAAAAACUUCAGUCAUUUGGCCUCUGGUUUCAUCACUUUAUUCAGGUCUAGUAUGAUUGAGGCAAAUAUAAUAGCUAAAGUUAGUGCGAUAGCUAGCUAGCUAGCUAACGUUAGCUAACUUUUGACUAGCUCUGCUAACUAAUGGUACAAUGAUACAUCAUCAAAUUUACUUCUGUUGAAACAAAACAAAGGCUACAAAACAUUUCCAUACACACAAAAGCUGUUAGAUACUGCUACCUGACAGAUAGCUAGAGGCUAGCUAGAGCUGAACUGCCUGUGGUAGCUACUAGCUAGCUAACUAGCUGCUAGUAGUUCAUUCACUUCAGUCCUUGUUGAACACGUCUCUGAUCAGAUCAGAGAGAAUGGUUAUGUAGGGUAAAUAUGCUUGUUAUCUAGCUAGUUAGUUUUGCUGUCAAUACAAACUCAUUUUUACUUGAUUUCAGUUUGUUCUGCUGCUGACAUCUGCCUAUUACUAACAAGCAGUCGAAAACAAUUAUUUGUCCCUAACAGUGGGAGACACACAUGACAGAUCCAACUCAAAAGUAGCCUCCUUCCUGUAUUCAUGUCUCCCUGUCUGGCAAAUCAGACGAGUACGCUCUUGGCGGGGGAGGGGGUAUUUUCUUUGAUUCAAGAGCUUAUGAAAUUAGCUACUGUAGUUUGAUGUGCAAUUCGUUACAUACAACACAAAUUAAAAGACUCAAAAUAAAAUGUAAAAGUAAUUCUUAAAAUAAAACAAAUCCACUGAGCUGCGAGGUGCAAAAGGGCACUGUUUGAGCCCUAUCUGUGGAUGUGCCUGUAUGUGUAUCCACGUACUAUCAACCUUGCUAAACCACUGUGUGUGCGUGUGUGUGUUCGUUUGUGUGUGUGUGUUGUCCCAGUGUGGUAGUUGGUAGCCCUUCUAACAUGACUCUGGGAGGAGGAUUCAAUAUGGCUUCUCUCAAUGGCUGUUGCGCCAUCCUGUCCUCCCCACUCUUCAAAUGCAGCCUGGUCUACCCCUGAGAGGCAGGAGGAGGACAGAAAAUAAUGGAGAGAAGACGAUGGACAGAAAAGGCUUGAGAGAAAAGGAUGGAAAGAGGAGCAUGGAGUGUGGAAGCACCCUGACCUCUUUCUUGUCACAAGUCAAGUAUGAAACUGUAUGCA
This is a messenger RNA of Coregonus sp. 'balchen', 34142 nucleotides long. NCBI's taxonomy places the organism in Eukaryota, Metazoa, Chordata, Actinopteri, Salmoniformes, Salmonidae. The record is from the annotation of a GenBank genome assembly.